AUGACGCCGCCCAUCAUCCUCUUCACCUACGACAUAUCCGUCUUUGGAAGGAAGAUGGACUGGUACUUUACACUGAGCGGCCUCAAGUACUUCCACUGCAUCGUGCUCAACCGUCUCCCGCGGCCCGUCCUCGAAAAGCUGGGGAUCCAGUACCGUCGCAUCCCUAUCCUCGCCAUCGGACGCGACAUAUACUGCGACACGCGGAUCAUCAUCGAUAAGCUUGAAGAACUAUUCCCCGAGUCGAGGAUUGGGAGUGACAGCCCCUUUGAGAAGGGUCUGUCCCAUCUAUUCGAGAACUGGCUCAUCGACGGAGGCCCCUUCUGGAGGACUGCAGGACUGAUCCCCCCGACCGCUGAAGUCAUGCACGACAAGGCCUGGCUGCAAGACCGCGCCAACAUGUCGGGGAGGAAUUUUGACAUGCAGACGUUGGGGAGUGGUCGCGCAGAGGCCCUCUCUCACGCACGCAUGUACUUCAACCUGAUGGAAACGGAACUACUCGCCGACGGCCGACAAUAUCUCCUCGACACCCCUGGCCCAACCCUCGCCGACAUUCACGGCAUCUGGACUUUCGACUGGACACUCCAGGAGAAGAUGCACAUGUACGAGUAUCUCGAGAAGGAGGUCAUCGGUCCAACACAAUUCCCCAAAACGUUCGCGUACGUGGACCGCUUUCGAAAAGCCAUCUCCCAAAGACAACACCAAACCGGCAUGCCGGAAGAGCUGUCGAGCGAGGAAACCAUCGAGAGGAUUUUAGCGAGUGAAUUCUUCGAACCUGAAGGCGCAGUUGACCCGCUUGAUCCGCUGAAACUCGACAAGGGCCAGAUGGUCGAGAUUUUCCCUGUUGAGUCCGGAUUCACGCAUCACGACAAGGGCGAACUGGUCUCGAUCGGAGUCAAGGAGGUGGUCAUUUCGAGUAAGACGAACGUGGGCGAGGGAAGGCUGAGGUUGCAUUUUCCGAGAGUUAACUUCAGGAUUCAGCCGUUGGCGGAAUCGAAGUUAUAG
This is a messenger RNA of Fonsecaea multimorphosa CBS 102226, 1002 nucleotides long. RefSeq lists its product as uncharacterized. The transcript has a single exon. The record is from RefSeq and is a predicted model, not a curated record. Lineage: Eukaryota; Fungi; Ascomycota; Eurotiomycetes; Chaetothyriales; Herpotrichiellaceae. The coding region runs from base 1 to 1002 and encodes 333 amino acids.